Molecule: messenger RNA, 1160 nt
Organism: Triticum dicoccoides
Lineage: Eukaryota; Viridiplantae; Streptophyta; Magnoliopsida; Poales; Poaceae
Product: calreticulin-like
Exons: 4
Coding region: 694-1008 (104 amino acids)
Biological process (GO): protein folding; ERAD pathway
Cellular component (GO): endoplasmic reticulum; endoplasmic reticulum membrane
Molecular function (GO): calcium ion binding
Source: RefSeq, a predicted model, not a curated record
CCCUAACCCUCUCUCCAACCCUAACCCUCUUCCUCCCUCAGAUCUCAAUCCGCCGCCGCCCCUAUCCCUACCCCCACGUAGCCCAAUCCAAUCCGCCGCCGUCCUCUACCCAUAUCGCUCCCUGCUCCGGCGAGCCCGCCAUGAACCGUCUGCGGGCGGGGAGCCCAGUCUACGGGCGGCAGCGCAGCGGGAGCAGCACGGUCUUCACCUCCCCGGGCGGUGUCUCCCCCUUCCACCACCGCUCCUCCUCCACCUCCUUUGUUGCCUCCCUCCAACGCCCACACAGCUCGCCAAAAACAUAGACGUUGUCGCCGCCGCCCCUCGCACCAUGGCCGCCCCCCUGCAUCGACUCCCCACACCUCCCCGCCCUCAAGUGGCUCCUGCCCUCCACUACCUAGAUCCGCGUCGCCCCAUCCGCAUCCCCACCCACCUGCUGCCGCCAUCCACUCUCGCCGGCCCCGUCCACCACCUCGUACCACGCCGCCGACCACCAUCCACUCUCGCGUGCACACGACCUCCUCAUUCUUCGCGACUGCUCCAUGUAUGCCGCCUGAUUCUGUCGAGCCCCGGCGUCUCCCGCCACCGCGCAGCACCGCGCCGAGCUUGCCUCGUUCCGCUGCGUCCUCUACUCGGCUGGAUCCGCCAUGUUCGCAGUAGAGGAGCGGGUGGGGAAGCACCAACCAAGGCCAUGUCAUGGAGGUUCUGCUCAGGCAACCCUGCACUGCUUGCAGCAGACGCCGUGGAGGUAUCCAAACCUCAGAGGACUACAGGUUCUAUGCCAUCUCGGCGGAGUACCCUGAGUUCAGCAACAAGGAGAAGACACUCGUGCUGCAGUUCACGGUGAAGCAUGAGCAAAAGCUUGUCUGCGGUGGUGGUUACAUCAAGUUGCUCGGAGAUGUUUUGCAUCAGCCUGUCAUUGCUAAGGAAGAAGCAGUACUUGAAGAAGCAGACUACAUGUUUUCUUGUUGUGAAGCACUAGAUAGUUCUAUUUAUUCAUUCCUGUUAUAGAGUAUUCCAGCAACUGAAUGCUUGAAUACGUAAUGUUGUAGGUUGCUUGGAUCUGUAUAAAAUACGGAUGUGAUGGAAAUUUGUAGAAUGUGAGUUUUGAGAUAUUUCUGUAAUAUUUAGCUAAUUGGUGGUGAUUCAUAUUGUUAUUCAAA